UUCAUUUAUUCGUUGAUUGAAUUUAUAAGUUAAGGGCUGCCGUAUGUAAGUUUCACAAAAAUGCCCUUUGCUUAAAGAAGGUGUGUGUCGGGGAUAAAACCUUCGGUUUAGACUAAGAGAACGCUAGUGCUUUAGCCCAGCUUCCCCCAUAAUCUGUCACUCAGAAACCUUCACAUUGAAUUCGAUCUCUAGGGUUAGGAUUCUUUGGCUUCCUCAUGUCUGCCUGCAUAAUCCUCUUCUCUGUUCUGCCCAGGACUCUUACUGAAAUUUGACUUAAGAAAUGGUCAUGAAAGAAACCUUUCCUUAAAACUGCCAGUAAAGACUUCUUCAUGUGUUCAUUCCACAGAAACUUCUUGCACUCCUAUAAUGAGCCUGGCACUGUGGUGAAACGCUUUUACCUAUUGUCCAUGACCAAGUGAAUCUUCCCAAUGGCCCUAGGAGAUAAUGAUGCUGCUUGAGCUGAACAAUUAAGGGUUCUAAAGUCAAAAUCGUGAGAUUAAUAAUGGCAGGAAAAUCUUCACUUUUUAAAGUAAUUCUCCUUGGAGAUGGUGGAGUUGGGAAGAGCUCUCUGAUGAACAGAUAUGUGACCAAUAAGUUUGAUACCCAGCUCUUCCAUACAAUAGGUGUGGAAUUUUUAAAUAAAGAUUUGGAGGUGGAUGGACAUUUUGUUACCAUGCAGAUUUGGGACACGGCCGGUCAAGAGCGAUUCAGAAGCCUGAGGACACCAUUUUACAGAGGUUCUGACUGUUGCCUGCUCACUUUUAGUGUCGACGAUUCUCAGAGCUUCCAGAACUUGAGUAACUGGAAGAAAGAAUUCAUAUAUUACGCAGAUGUGAAAGAGCCCGAAAGUUUUCCUUUCGUGAUUUUGGGCAACAAGAUUGACAUAAGUGAACGUCAGGUGUCUACAGAAGAAGCCCAAGCCUGGUGCAGGGACAACGGCGACUAUCCUUACUUUGAAACAAGUGCAAAAGAUGCCACAAAUGUCGCAGCGGCCUUUGAGGAAGCAGUUCGAAGAGUGCUUGCUACUGAGGAUAGGUCAGAUCACCUGAUUCAGACAGACACGGUCAGUCUGCACCGAAAGCCCAAGCCUAGCUCAUCUUGCUGUUGAUCGUUAGAGAGGUUGCCCAUGCGAUCUAACCAACUUACACACAUUCACAGAAAAACAAAACACGGUGGAGAAGAGAAUUAGCAUUUGCAGCAAUGGAUCAUCUACUCAUAAAAUUAAACUAACCAUAUUGCUGCUUUGUUAGUGGGUGGGAGAAGGGACACAUCCACUCAUGGAAGAAUCAAUGUACUCAGUAGUGGCACCUUACAUUUAUAAAUUGUAAUGGUUGUCUAAUAACAUUUAAUUUAAAUAUGUACCUUGCAGAGCUAAUAAAUGAGAUGAUCAAUACUUUAAUUAUAAUUAAAACACUUGAAUAUUCUGGAAGUUAUUGUUUGUUUUUCCUGGGAAAAUGGAGAACUACUUUUUAUAUGUGUAUAUUUUUAUGUAAUUAGCAUUCAGUUCCUGGUUGAGGGGAAAAAAGAUUCCCUAAAGCAAUAAUGUUAAUAAAGAUUAAAACCUAA
Molecule: messenger RNA, 1566 nt
Organism: Neomonachus schauinslandi (Hawaiian monk seal)
Lineage: Eukaryota; Metazoa; Chordata; Mammalia; Carnivora; Phocidae
Gene: RAB9A
Product: RAB9A, member RAS oncogene family
Exons: 3
Coding region: 503-1108 (201 amino acids)
Biological process (GO): Rab protein signal transduction; retrograde transport, endosome to Golgi
Cellular component (GO): phagocytic vesicle; late endosome; lysosome
Molecular function (GO): GTP binding; GTPase activity
Source: RefSeq, a predicted model, not a curated record